AAAAAACAAAUCGAGGGAACAACAGACUUCAAUUUUCGAAUAGAAGAAGAGUAGUGAUUCAUCCUAGAUGUCACCCAAGGGAUGCAUCUCGAAAGUACCAUCUACUUCUACCUCGUUAUCAGACUGCUAUGCGUGAUUAACUGCUUAGUGAUGUUAUUCUGUGUUGCACUGUCGUCCGGUUGGACCAGUCGCAUAGCAGCCAUUAUUGGUCUCAUUUUCGAUUUGAUCUCGAUACUUUUCGUUGGUGGCUCUAUUGGUACACUGUUUGUAUGGGACUUAGCAAACAUGUCGUUGCCGAAGCGCUCUCUAUUCAUGUUGGUAUUCAUGCUGACGUCUAUCAUCGCGGGCGUGAUGUUUUUCAUUGCACCUGGAACGUGUGAUUCAUUCAAUCAGUAUGGAUGCUUUCAAGCCUACUAUUCCGGUGCCUAUAAAAUCGCUGGGUCAUUGGCUUUCGUUUCCGUCGCCUUCGCUCUGAUUGACAUUGUGCUCAACUUUUUCUUCCACUAUCAAAAGCACGCCGUGGCGCCGGCUCCAGACCCCAAGCCUCUCACGCAGGAGCGUGGCAUCUCCCCCGCACCAUCGAUACUCAAAAAGAAAGUUGCUAUCAGCGACGAAAACUUGAGUUCACGCUCGCCCCGAAUGCAAAAUGGUUACAGUACCGAGGUCUAGUCGACUCCAUUCAUAUACGUAUAAUUCACAUUUUUAUCUUUCUAAGAUUGCUCAUGAAUACACUUUGAUAUACCAUAACAUAUCAAAGACGGGAAAUCUCGUCGGUUUUGCCUUGUGGUGUAAAUAGCUUUUCCAAGCCUUGUACACAUGAUUACUGCUUUAAGC
This is a messenger RNA of Cylicocyclus nassatus, 834 nucleotides long. Lineage: Eukaryota; Metazoa; Nematoda; Chromadorea; Rhabditida; Strongylidae. The record is from the annotation of a GenBank genome assembly.